GGUAGUUUCGGUUGGCGUCAACAUCCGGCAGUAUAACCGAAAGUUGGGUUCUGUGUAGUUUUGAAGGUUAUUUCGCUGGGAAACCUUUCAGGUGUUCCGUCGAGCAGUUCUGGUAGGUUGGUGUUUUACUACCCGAACGGACGGUGUGAAAUGGCUCUCGUCACGCGACUGGGCAGCCGGAGGAGCAUUCUAUCUCAGGCUCCAAUCCGUCAGCUGUCGACGAACCGCACUCAGGGUAUCACUGGCCGAGGCCAAAAGGCAGCUUAUGCCGUCCUUGGGCUGGCCGGUGCGGGAGCCGCCGGUGUUCUGAUUGCCCUCGAAAGCUCGCCGUUACAUGCGGUUGAUCUUAUCGUUCAUCCUUCGAAGUACGAUUGGCCUCACUCGAAAACGAUAGCUAGUUUGGAUCACGCAUCUAUUCGACGAGGAUAUGAGGUUUACAAGCAAGUCUGUGCUGCAUGUCACAGCUUGAAGUAUAUUGCUUAUCGAAAUUUGGUCGGUGUCUGUUUUACGGAGGAAGAGGCGAAGAGUGAGGCAGCAGAAAUCAUGGUUACCGAUGGCCCUAACGACGCUGGCGAGAUGUACCAAAGACCAGGCAAACUUUCUGACUACUUCCAGGAUCCCUAUCCGAACGAGCAAGCUGCGCGUGCUGCAAAUAACGGCGCAUACCCACCCGAUCUUUCAUUUAUAACUUCGGCUCGCCACGGAGGCGAAGACUACAUCUUCUCUCUACUGACGGGCUACACAGACCCACCGGCUGGUGUUGAAUUGCAAGAAGGCCAACACUAUAAUCCUUACUUCCUAGGAAAUGCCAUUGCUAUGGGUCAAAUGCUGUUUGACGAGGCGAUCGAAUACCAGGACGGUACGCCCGCAACGGCUUCCCAGUUAGCCAAGGAUGUCACCUGUUUCUUGAAAUGGUGUGCUGAAUUUGAGCACGAUGUUCGCAAAACACUGUUUAUCAAAGUAAUGUUGAUUUUGCCUUUACUGACAUAUGCUUCGUGGUACAUGAAGCGAGUGAAGUGGUCGUCGCUCAAGACUAGGAAAAUUGUCUACAAGCCGAAAAAAUACGAUUAAAAGGCAGGUCCAGGCAAGUAGCUCACCGCCCCCAACAAGAAUGUGAGGGAAAAAAUGCAGAAAAAAAUUACUACAACUACCAAAUCAACAACUACAAAAUACAGAAGAAAUAGAACCCUUCUGUAUACGAUGCAUGACCCACCCAUAGCUUUUCAUCUUCUUUGAAAACGAAUUUCGAUAUUAAAAGGGACGGUAAUAUAGAGUAAAGUAAUGGUAAGUGGUAUAUGGAACAACAAAGGAAACCUUAAGGCAGAACAUAAGUGCAUAGGAAAGUUUUAUAUACAUGAACUACAAAUAUAAUCAAAUCCCAGAAGACUAAGCCAAUUACAAUACAACCAACAACAAUUACAAAUACAUAUUAUCAAAA
Varroa destructor (honeybee mite) is the source of this 1438-nucleotide messenger RNA. It is a transcript of the gene Cyt-c1, whose product is annotated as Cytochrome c1. The record is from RefSeq and is a predicted model, not a curated record. Gene Ontology annotation, cellular component: respiratory chain complex III. NCBI's taxonomy places the organism in Eukaryota, Metazoa, Arthropoda, Arachnida, Mesostigmata, Varroidae. Gene Ontology annotation, biological process: mitochondrial electron transport, ubiquinol to cytochrome c. Gene Ontology annotation, molecular function: heme binding; electron transfer activity.